AUGGUUUGGAUUAAGUUAGAGUAUGAAGGAACACUAUUUUCUGAGUGGAGUGUGCCAGCAACUUGUUCUGUGAAAAAUAAAAGCUCACCCAAGACAGAACUGCGUUGUUCUUCUCCUGGUGUUCAGACUAUAAGACCAAUUGUCACAGGCCCAGAUUCAGAGGAAGAACGCAAUUUGUCUGUGGACAGUUCCCAUAUUUGUUUCCUGUGGUAUUAUAAAGUCAUAAAUUUCUUUCACAAUUUAACCCAGGUUGUUGUUAUAUGGAUAUAUGAUCCAGAAAAUGCAGACCCCAGUGAGUUGCUGUGGAAUGCAAAUGAACCUUCACUAAAUUCCAUAAUACUUACCAAGCAGUUGGCCACUUUGGGACAGAAGCCUGGCAUAUAUACAACUCUGAGGAGAAGAAUUUAUCUUCCAUAUGACAAAUAGGCUAAAAGAAGAAGUAGCAUGGCAAUCUGGACAGAAAAUGAAGUUUAUCUCGGAUAUACUUUUCUUAAAUUUGUCAAAAUAAUAACUACUGAAAAACUGAAAAAUCUUCUAAAUAUAUCAUCAGCUGCUACACUGACUAUACACAAUGUCGAGUAUCCAGGACACCCUUUGGAACUUGCCUUAUUAUUAAAUUACUGCACUGCAUGUAACAUCAACAAAACAAUUUAUGUGGUAAUAUACAAUGAAGAUACAGAACAGUGGGUGUACCAAGACUUUGCAUUAGAUGUCUCUACUGACAGUUUUUUAACCCCACAUUUUAUAUACGCAGCACUGCCAGAUUUAAUACUGCGGGACAAACAUCGGAUCUACUAUUGUUAUCACAAUUUCACCGAGACUGGAGUUUUACAAACACCUACAGAAUUUGGAAAUCUAUCAAGAUUAUCACAUAACAGCAUUAUUCAUGAUAUUUUCAUAGAUUAUUAUGGAAAUGUUGUGGUAAAAAUGGAAAAUAACAUAAUGUUUUAUUUCAAGAUCAAUAUUAGAGCUGCAAUAAAACUACAUUUAUGGACAAAUAGCACAAUGAAGUCAUUAAUUUUAUUGAGUUCAUCUGCUCAAAUAUAUCUCAUAUAUGUUUUUGAAAAUGGCACAGUACAGCCACGGGAAUAUCCUUUAAAACUGGAAUCACAAAGUGUACAUUUCACUACAAAAGAAAAAUGCCCCUACAUGGCAUUUCAUAAUAAUAUUUUAAGUGUUUUUUACUUUUUGGACAAGGGACAGAACCUGUCCAUUUGGGCUCAAAUAGUCUAUCCAGAAAAUGUUGGUCUGUAUAUUGUUGUGGAAUCAUACGGCCCAAAUAUAUUACAAGAGAAAGAACAGGUUCACUAUGAAAUUGCCCUAGGAUACUGCACUAAAACCACGACAGUAACAUUUUUUCAAAAUAUAAAUUAUGAGGCAGUAGAUGACUACUUCAAGUUGCAAGACCAGAACACGGGCCUUCGGCUUGUGCAGGUUCGGCCUAGUGAAUAUGCAAGAGCAUGUCCAAUAGCCCAAAAGGUGUUCCAAAUAGCUGUUGGCUGUGAUUCUACUAAAUACAUUGUUGUUAAAGGAUUUAAUAAAAAAGACUGUCUUCAGCAUGAUUUCUUUUACGUUAUUGAAAAGUCAUACCUGAGGAAUCAACCAUCUAAAAACUUGAGAGUAAAAUAUAAUUGGAAAAAAUAUGGCUGCCCAUUGAGACUUGAUUUCGGAGAAAAGUUUCACCCUUUGGUUCAAUUAUACAAUGACAAUGGCUACGUGGAAGACGUGGAAGUAAAUUUCAUUGUGUGGGAAAUACACGGCAGGAAGGACUACAGCUUUAAUAAUACCAUGAAGAAGAGUGGUUGUUUAAAUGAAGCCCAGACGUGGAAGUCAAUGACUAAGCUUAACCAGCACCUCCCACUAGAAGAAGCCUGGGGACCUGAAAACUAUAAGCACUGUUUCUCUUAUGCUAUUGGAAAACCAGGAGAUUUAAAUCAACCAUAUGAGAUAAUCAACAAGUCUAACUAUAACCAUUUAAUUUGGCCUGAGGACCAUUCUGGAAUGUAUGUGUUUCGUGUGAAGAUCCUGGAUCCAAACUAUAGUUUCUGUAACCUAACAGCUAUAUUUGCAAUAGAGACCUUUGGAAUGAUUCCCAGUCCAAGUGGCUACCUGGUUGCUGCCUUCCUAUUUGUCCUGAUGCUACUGUUCUUCAGUAUUCUAGUGUUGAGCUAUUUCCAUUAUAUGAGGAUUUAUAAACAAUAUCUUUAUGAACCAAUUAACAGAUAUGAUAGAAAACAAAAGAAUAAUUAG
Neomonachus schauinslandi (Hawaiian monk seal) is the source of this 2250-nucleotide messenger RNA. It is a transcript of the gene CATSPERE, whose product is annotated as catsper channel auxiliary subunit epsilon. Gene Ontology annotation, biological process: flagellated sperm motility; sperm capacitation. The record is from RefSeq and is a predicted model, not a curated record. Lineage: Eukaryota; Metazoa; Chordata; Mammalia; Carnivora; Phocidae. The transcript has 20 exons. Gene Ontology annotation, cellular component: CatSper complex; sperm principal piece.